ACAGGUGACAGAUUCGGCUUCAGUUUCGGUCUGUGUUCGUGUGAAGCGGAUGUGAGAACACUGCUGAGCCUUAGAGCAGAAACACACACACACACACACUGAUGUGAGCGUCAUUAUCAGGUCCAGGUGAAGAUCCGCAUCCAGGUCCAGGGUCACAGUUUAUCCAAGAAGCAGCAGAAAUUCAUCCACUUGUGCUUUGUUCCAGUUUCUCCAAACAUUAUUCUCCUUUCUCAGAACACAGUGUGUACAUUAACAAUGACAGUUUCGGAGUGUGCUGAAUCAGCACAGCAUGAAGGUGAAAAUGUGGACCGCAUUGAAGUAUUAUUUCCAGACACUUCCCCACAGCCACAGACUCCGCCCACAGAACUAAUCGCAGCCGGUACCAGAGAGGGCAGAGCCACAAACCACUCCCCAGACCACGCCUCACACCAUGGCGUAUCCCAAUCUCGCCUGUCUCGAGGUUUUGCGCACUUGUUGCGUAAGAAUCAGGACUACAUCCGGAUCAGCAUGGUCGAGCCACGCCCCAAGCGCCAGCACCUUGAGCAUCUCCCAGCCGAAUGGUGGAAAACGGGUGUGUCCUUCCUGUGGGCGGGGACUAUGUUGUUCUGCACCACUGUUAUGAUCACUGUGGUACACGAGCGCGUCCCGGAGAAGGAGAACAACCCGCCGCUGCCCGAUAAGUUCUUCGACUAUGUGCAACGUGUGGAGUGGGCGUUUACCGUCAGCGAGGUCAUCGGCAUCGCACUAACGCUCGUCUGGACCACGCAGUGGCUCUGUCUCAAACACAAGUCGAUCAUCGGUCGUAGGUUCUUCUUCAUGAUGGGGAUCCUCUAUCUUUAUCGCAUCAUCACCAUGUACAUCACCACACUGCCCGUCCCCAGCACACACAUGAACUGUGCUCCCAAGUUGUAUGAUGACUCCGUGGGGAAACUGUCUCGUGUCUUCCAGCUCGUCUCAGGAGGAGGUUUGUCCAUCACAGGCUCACACAUGAUGUGUGGUGAUUUCCUGUACAGUGGUCACACAGUCAUGCUCACGCUCACCUACCACUUCAUCAGUGAAUACUCUCCCCGCUGGAUGUGGUGGUAUCAUGUGAUCUGCUGGGUGCUGAGUGUAGUAGGUGCGGUCUUCAUCCUGGUAGCUCAUGAGCACUACAGCGUGGACGUGGUGGUGGCGUAUUUCGUUACAUCACGCCUCUUUAACUGGUACCACACCAUGGCCAACAACCAGUCUCUAAAAGAUUCUCCUCACAAUUAUCUCUCGCGGGUCUGGUGGAGGUUCUUCUUUAACUUCCUGGAGAGGAACGUUGAUUCGGUGGUGCCCUGUACGUUCUGCUGGCCGAUCGCUUUGCCCACUUCCUGCCUCAAAACACCCUGUGACUCGUACUCCAAAGUGCUGACUUUAAACCGAGAAGAGUGACACUUACACACACACACACACACACACACACACACACACUCUCUCUCUCUCUCUCUCUCUCUCUCUCUCUCACACACACACACACACACACACACACACACACUCCCACGCUCUCUCUCUCUCUCACACACACACACACACACACACACACACACACACACACACACACACACACACUCGGGACAUUACAUUACAGGCUCUCAUACACAGCAGUAUUUUACAGACUGAGUGUGUUGUGUGUUUGUGUGUUUGUUCUGAAUAGAAGAAGAAAAAGGACAUAAUUUAUUAUUUAAAUAAUAAUAUAAUAUAUUGCUAAUAAUAAUGAAGGAUGUUUGUGUAAUGAGUGUGUGUGUGUGUGUGUGUGUGUCUCGGCUGCGUGGUGUUAGUGAGUAUACAGUUCUCCUUUACUGACUACUGUAAAUUUUUAUGAAAAUGUAUUUUAUUUUAUUUGUGUGAAUAUAUUUUGUAUGUUUGUUGUGUAUUUGACCUGCUAUAUGAUAAUGUACAAUAAUAAACUAUUUUUUCUAUAAAAAC
This is a messenger RNA of Silurus meridionalis, 1950 nucleotides long. It is a transcript of the gene sgms2b, whose product is annotated as sphingomyelin synthase 2b. The coding region runs from base 256 to 1416 and encodes 386 amino acids. Gene Ontology annotation, molecular function: ceramide cholinephosphotransferase activity; sphingomyelin synthase activity. Lineage: Eukaryota; Metazoa; Chordata; Actinopteri; Siluriformes; Siluridae. Gene Ontology annotation, cellular component: endoplasmic reticulum membrane; Golgi membrane. Gene Ontology annotation, biological process: sphingomyelin biosynthetic process; ceramide biosynthetic process. The record is from RefSeq and is a predicted model, not a curated record. The transcript is spliced from 6 exons.